AAUGUCAGAAAGAACACUUGAUUUUAUUGAUUAAAGAAAUUAAGUCAGAAAGUUAGUAACUUGGCCAUGGAAUUUUGUAUUUGGUUUAUAGAGUUUCUAAACAGUCCAACAUAUUUAUAAUUUUACUGCCAGAACAAUAUUUGCAGCAUCAAGUUUAAUUCCAUUUUUAAGUAUUUUUUAACAUUAUCUAUUAUAGCUACCUAUAAUACCCAUUAAUUUGCAUAUGCUGAAAAUUCUGUGCGUUUAACAAGAUAUAGAAAUUAUCACGAUGACAUUAUCUGAUA
Paramecium pentaurelia is the source of this 284-nucleotide messenger RNA. Lineage: Eukaryota; Ciliophora; Oligohymenophorea; Peniculida; Parameciidae. The record is from the annotation of a GenBank genome assembly.